Hypoxylon fragiforme is the source of this 1268-nucleotide messenger RNA. Its product is annotated as Clavaminate synthase-like protein. The record is from RefSeq and is a predicted model, not a curated record. Lineage: Eukaryota; Fungi; Ascomycota; Sordariomycetes; Xylariales; Hypoxylaceae. The coding region runs from base 89 to 1126 and encodes 345 amino acids. The transcript has 2 exons.
GAUACCUUAGCUAUCGACCGCCAUCCUCGAUUCUAAUCCCCGACCCUCAAUCCCCUCAAACUCAAAUCAACAACCACACCUCUUCAUCAUGGCAGAAACCAAAUACUCUAACCGCAGCAUCCCCAAGAUCUCACUCCGCGACUUCUCCUCGCGCAUCGACACCAUCACCGCCGAGCUCGUCGCCGCCGCCGAAGCCGACGGCUUCUUCGCGCUCGUCGACCACGGGAUCCCGGAGUCGGUGAUCGCGGCGCAGUUCGCGACGGCGGAGCGGUUCUUCGCGCUGCCCGACGGCGUCAAGGCGACCGUGCCCUUCACGCACCGCAACACGGGGUGGGAGAAGGCGGCGCAGGUGCGGCCGAGCACCGGCGCCGCCGACCAGAAGGAGAGCUACCAGAUGCAGUAUGGCGCGGCGGCGAUGGCCGGGGCCUGGCUCCCGGACGCGGCGCUCCCGGGGUUCCGCGACGACUGCCUCGCCUUCAUGCGCCGCGCCCAGGACGUCUCCGAGAAGCUCAUGGUCUGCUUCGCGCGGGGGCUCGGCUUCGACGACGGCUUCUUCGUCCGUGCGCACGACGUGUCCCGCCCCACCGCCCAGACCGUGCUCCGGCUCCUCCACUACUUCGCGCUCGACCCGGCGGCCCCGACUCCGGACGGGUACUACCGCGCCGGCGCGCACGCCGACUGGGACUUCGUCACCUUACUGUUCCAGCGCCCCGGACAAAGCGGAUUAGAGAUUUGUCCCGGCCGGCAAGCUUUCACUCAGUUUGCGCUCGGCGACACGUGGACCAAAGUCGACCCCGCUCCCGGCGAGAUCGUGUGUAACAUUGGCGACCUCCUCAUGAGCUGGAGCGACGACCGCUUCAAGUCGACCUUCCACCGCGUCAAGACGCCGACGGACCCGGCCACCGACUACUACGGCCCGCGCUACAGCAUGGCGUACUUCAACCAGCCCAACACGGACUGCGUGAUCCAGGGCCCGCUGAAGAAGUACCCGGUCGUGACCGGCACCCAGUUCACCCAGGCGGCCAUGAAGCGCAAUUACGACGCCCUGGAGGCGACGAAGAAGAAGAAUGCGCUGGUGGAUGAGGCCGCGCGUGGGGAGGGAGACUUGGUUGCUGCUGCUUCGUGAUGGGUUCUGGCUAUGUUGGUUCUUGCAUGGGUUAGUUUAUACAUCUGCAAUAUAUUUCAAUGAUAUACCCCAAAGAACUGCCUCCGUCCAUCUGAUUCCACGCAUGCUCACCUGCCUAGAUAAGCAUCAUCUGUUAAUCUGC